AUGUCUCUCAAGUCCUGGUCUACCAUCGUCGCUGAGAAGCGCGUCGCCCUCGCAGCGAAGAUCCCUGCCGCAUGGCGUCUCGCGUCUGUCCCUGACUCGACUGAGCUUCGUAAUGCUGUCGACUUUCCUCGCCAGUUCAUGAGCGAACGAUCGAUCGCUAUCACGGAGACGACUGAUGCUCGCGUCCUCCUCGCCAAGAUUGCUAGUGGCCAGUACACCGCCCAUGAGGUCACCGAGGCAUUUUGCCACCGCGCUGCAAUCGCCCAGCAGGUUGUUAACUGUCUCGCGGAGAUCAUGUUCGACGACGCUCUGAAGCGCGCCAAGGAGCUCGACGAGUACCUGCGCGUCAAUAAGAAGACUGUCGGGCCGCUUCACGGUCUCCCGGUUUCCCUCAAGGACGUCUUCCGCGUGCGCGGUACCAACUCGGCCAUUGGUGUCGUCUCCUUCCUCGAUGUUUUGGACACGGUCGAUACCGAAGCCUUCAUCGUCAAGGAGCUGCGCGCGCUUGGUGCAGUCAUCUACGUCAAGACAACUUGCCCCACCGCGAGCUCUCACAUCGACUGCCACAACAACAUCACCGGCCAGUCGUACAACCCUGUCAACCGCCUCAUGUCGUCGGCGGGCUCUUCCGGUGGCGAGGGUGCCCUGAGCGCUAUCCAUGGUACCAUCUUGGGUCUCUCGACGGAUAUCGGUGGUUCGAGCCGUGUGCCCGCCGCCGUGAACGGUGUCUACGGUCUUCGCACGACUUACGGCCGCCUUCCGUACCUCGGUGUUCACGACCUCAUUGUAGGCAACACCUCGGCGCCCUUCACCAUUGGCCCGAUGAGCGCGAACCUUUCGAACCUGAGUCUACUCAUAGAGUCCGUCCUCUCCCGCCAGCCUUGGGUGGCCGAUCCGAGGGUCGUCGAGAUCCCUUGGCGCGUCGACCACUAUGAUGCGGUGACGAAGAAGGCUGGCGCUGGUGGUCUCGUCUUUGGUAUCUUGAUGACCGACGACGUCGUUACUCCUUCGCCUCCUGUCCAGAGGGCACUGAAAGAUGUCAAGGCUCGCCUCGAGGCCGCUGGUCAUGAGGUCGUGGAGUGGACUCCCCCGCCCCAUCGUGAAGCUGACACCAUCAUCAACACAUUCUACGGCGCCGAGGGUGGCCACGCCAUCUUCAAAGCUCUCGCCGCAUCUGGCGAGCCGGCCGACCAUCUCGUCAAGGACUGGUUCGGCGAGGCGCCCGUCCCUGAAAUCUCUGCAUCCGAGUUCUUCGCCGCGAACGAGCGCCGCUACCAGUACCAGCAGGCGUACGCGAAGUACUGGAACGAGUCGUACAAGUUCACUCAGUCUGGGCGUCCGGUGGACUUUGUGCUGCUCCCUGCUUUCCACGCGAACUCGUUCCGGCCCGGUGAAGCUGGGAGGUACCUUGGAUAUGUGACUAUCGCGAAUGUCCUCGACCACGCGGCGGUCAUUCUCCCCGUCUCGCACGUCGACAAGAAGAUAGAUCUUCCUGACCCCGCCUUCGUUCCUAUCGACGAGCGCGACGCGCUCAACCACUCUUUCUAUAACCCCGAGGACUUCGACGGCGCGCCCAUCGCCGUCCAGAUCAUGGGCCGCCGUUUCCAAGAAGAGCAAGUUCUCGCCGCCGCCAAGGUCGUCGACGAGCUCGUGCACUCGAAGUAA
Peniophora sp. CBMAI 1063 is the source of this 1665-nucleotide messenger RNA. Lineage: Eukaryota; Fungi; Basidiomycota; Agaricomycetes; Russulales; Peniophoraceae. The record is from the annotation of a GenBank genome assembly.